Molecule: messenger RNA, 1524 nt
Organism: Mesorhabditis spiculigera
Lineage: Eukaryota; Metazoa; Nematoda; Chromadorea; Rhabditida; Rhabditidae
Source: the annotation of a GenBank genome assembly
AUGGCAUUACAGCGUGAUAGAUAUGGCUUUGAGUUAGAACACCAAUUCCACGACCCGCCGGAGAGCGACUCCGAUGAAGCGGCCAAUUUUCUGGAAUAUGAGAAUUAUGGAGAGGAGCCGCUGCUCCGGGGGUUGGAGGAGACCAUCCACCGACUUGCCAAGGAGCGAGAAGUCGAGAGAUUAUUCGAAACCAUCCGUCGCGAGAAGGCCGUCACAUUUGAAGCCCCGCAACCUACCCUACAACCGGGCGACAAGCCCGGAGUGGCCCUCCGCCUAACCGAACACGCCAUGAAAUACUUGAAACAGAAAUUCUUGGCCGUCCUUCGACACGACCUCAUCCGAAGUCACCCACCUCGGCUUGAAGCUUCGAUUCUUGGAGCAAACUUGACGGUAGAUGAGGUGCAGGUUGCGGACUUUCAGGCGCCAAUGAUCAGCACGGAGCUCCGCGGCCAAUACCUGAACAUCUUCCGCACCACCCGCCAAGGCCAAUUCGAAGCCGAACUCACCGGACUUGACGUCGAGCUGAAGCUCAAAUUCCUGAAGACGUUCGAGGGUCGCCUGAAGGAAACCCUAACCCGACGAGUCCAAGCAGCCGUCUGCCCGGCUUUCGACGCCUCGCUGAAGAACUUUGAGGAGAACCUGCCCCAGCUGGCCCACUUCCUCAACCCCCUCUCCACCGCCAAGCAUUUCAGCCAAGACGUUUCGUUCGACACCCGACUGACUGCCGAACCGGAGGUGGCCUCAAGCUACGCCCAGCUCGCGAUCCGAGGCGAAUUCUCGAGCAACCGGACGACCAUCGAGGAGAAGCCGCACCAUUUGGCGACCUCCCCUUCUGACAUCGAGCGUAUGGCCUACACCUACAUCUCGGACCAUACCGUUUCCACCUUCCUGCGUCAACUGUCGACAUUCGGAGACGUCCGCUUCAAUCUGCACGUCCUCCCGGAGAUUGCCGACUUUUUGAGGCCCAGCUGCGCCAAGUUCGAGCCCUGCAUCGGGCAUUACGCCCAGCUGGACGGGGUAAAUGCGGCUAGCGGUCGUCUCGUCGUUCGCUCGCGUGCUUCACCGAAGGUCCGAUUUCAUCCGGGUCACGCGGCUAUUCGUCUCAAGACUACUGUAGAAUUGAGCUAUCGCCCCCAGGACGAUCUCUUCACCGAAGACACCCUCUACGCCCAAUUUGACGCUGAGGUCGUGCUCAAGCUCACAAAGUUGCUUAUCCGACGGGGAAGAGCACCCGGCACCUACGAAUGGUCCGCCCGGGUCCACAUCCUCGAGACUACGGUGUCGAACGGAGUCGCAGUGAAACCGGUCAUGGACAAGUUUAUCGGCAAUUUGCAGUCGAUUAUGGACAAGUCGACGGAGUACUUGGAGGCAAUCCUCUCCACCCAUCUCGGCUCGCUUCUUCCCGUGGAGCUGUCGAAGCACGUGGAGCUCGACAAAAUCGAGCCCGAGUUCCGAGACCGGACGCUCGCCGUGGGCUUCGAUUUUGAGAUGGAUGCGCAGUUGUUUCCCCGGUUACAACAUGCC